This is a messenger RNA of Podarcis raffonei (Aeolian wall lizard), 2558 nucleotides long. It is a transcript of the gene EGFL8, whose product is annotated as EGF like domain multiple 8. The record is from RefSeq and is a predicted model, not a curated record. Gene Ontology annotation, molecular function: calcium ion binding; signaling receptor binding. Gene Ontology annotation, cellular component: extracellular region; cell surface. The coding region runs from base 901 to 1809 and encodes 302 amino acids. NCBI's taxonomy places the organism in Eukaryota, Metazoa, Chordata, Lepidosauria, Squamata, Lacertidae. The transcript is spliced from 9 exons. Gene Ontology annotation, biological process: anatomical structure development.
UGUGAACACACCUGAACACACCCACAAAUCCUUUAGCAAAGCCUGGCACGGUGGCAGACUCAGGUCUCAAAUUUCAGUGACACCCUGUGCAAUGCCAAAAUUUGGCGCCCCUGCCUUUAAAUAACAGUUGUGGCAUCCCCUGUGCCUCCGCACACUCAAUCUCUGCUCCCCUAAAUCCACCUCUGCCUGGCACAACCCAAUCCAAGGUCAGGUGGAAUAAGUUAACAGGGGAAAUUAUUUCGAAGCAUUGCUUCUCUCCAAUAGGAAAGGCUUUGCCCGUUGAAUUUCAGUCAACAGGGGAAAAUAUUCCCUGCCCCUGUUUCUCCCUGGUGACCAACAGCUUCACCUCUUGAAUUUCAGCCUGUCGCAUUGAAGGAGAGAAGGUGCAGAUGUUCAGCCACGCAGCGGACUUGCCCCUGCCAACGAAAAGGCUUUCAAACUGGGAGCCGGGUGCGGUGCCUGAAGCCUUAUCGCCUCCUCGCCUCCCGGCCCACCCAGACACCGGCCUCCUUCAUCUUGAAGGCGUUGCAGCGGGAGACAAUGUGUGUGGCUGUAGCCAGCCGGUUUGUUUUAAAGGCCGACAUCUGUGGGCGACAUUUUCCGUCACAGCCUGGAACCAGUUCCUGCCUUUGUCCUAUUGUGGCAGCCCAGACAGUGGCCCCUCGCGAGUUCCCAAACUUCGCCGCAGCCUCCUGCCAGCAGUGGCCCCCGACAAUUCUGGCACACAACUCCACACACACAGAGCUCCCCAAUACCCUGGCCUUGUGCUGAGCUGGGAACAGACGGCUGGAUGCAGGAGCUCUCAGGUUGGGACCUCGAGGGCAGCCAGAGAGAAGCGCCAAGGCUGAGAGGAGACGGAACAGGUCCUGGGUUUUGAACCCGCUCCCUGUCCUCUGUGCUAUGGGGAGGUUGGGUGUUUCUGCCACAGCCUUCCUCUGCGGGGGGCUCCUCGCUGCCUUCCUCCUGAGGGAAGCGCUUGGACAGAGCAAGAAGCCUGAGACCCGAGUGUGCGCACGUCGCACGUUGAGGAUCCCCUUGUUCUACAACGAGACCUACGCCAAGCCUGCGCACCAGCCGUAUUUGACGCUGUGUGCUGGACCCCGAGUCUGCAGCACCUACAGGACUACCUAUCGUGUGGCCACACGGCAGGUGCGCAAAGACAUUCUGCAGACCCACAUCGUCUGCUGCCAAGGCUGGAAGAAACGCCACGUUGGGGACACCAAGUGCGAGGAAGCCAUCUGCCACAAGCCCUGUCAGAACGGAGGCACCUGUGCCCAGCCAAACCAGUGCCAGUGCCAACCAGGCUGGGGCGGGCGCUACUGCCACGUCGAUGUGGACGAGUGCCACGCACCCGUCUCUCUCUGCGACCAACGCUGCCUCAACACCGCAGGGAGCUAUGAGUGCCAGUGCCACCCUGGCUAUGCCCUGGAACCAGAUGGCAAGAGCUGCCGCUUGCUGCCCACUGCCCAGGCCGCCCCUAUGCUCGCCAGCAAAGUGAAAAUUUUAGGGGCUCAGGAGACGAUUCCCAAUGAGAUCCAGGAGCUUCAAGCCAAAGUGGAGCAGCUGGAAGAGCGCCUGGAACGUGCCAUCGCCAUCUUGCCGCCUUCCCUGGAGCCCGCCCAGCUGAAGGAGCUCUGGAGUCGCCUGCUCUACCUGGACCAGGUGGAGUCGCUCAGCGAUCAGCUGCUUUUCCUCGAAGAGAAACUGGGAGACUGUGAGUAUCAGAAAGGCCACGCCGUCCUGACAGGCGGCGAGAACAUGCCUCGCGACCCAUGGGCACCUGAAGCAAAACAGGAAGGCGCCACCUAGCACGUGUGCCCUGCACCACCCAACCUUCCUUGCCCUCUCCACUGAAGCCUCACAUAUGGGGUCGCACAGCUGGGCUUCCAGGUUCUUGCGAGAGUUCGCUGGAAGCUGCCAUGGCCGCUUCUAAUCACUUAUCCAGUGGUGGCAGAGACGCCCCCAGAAUUUUGCCACCUGAGGCACCUGCUGCAGUCUGCCUCAUGGAUGGGCCGGCGCCAUGCACAGGAGGCAAAUGAUUUCAUGCAGGCGAGGCUGUGAUCUGGGGCAAGGAGAGUCCCGAGGGCCAAGUGGACUGGUCUGGAGGGCCGUGGGUGCCCCUCCCCCACGAGACCUGAGGCAAUAGCAGGCUGGCUCAGGGGUGCAGAACGCUUUGCAUUCUCCUCUGGGCAACUUUCCAAGGGCGGCAUGAGACUCUCCAGAAUUUCAAGCAGCGUAUUUCUCCCAGCCCUACCUGUAGAUGCCUUGGGGACAAACUGGAACUUUCUGCAAGGAAACCAGAUUUUUUGCAUGCACCCCCCUGCUUCCUAUUGGGCUAGGAAACGUUGCUUUCAGGCGCUUUGGCUGCUACAGCUCAAUUCACCCCUCCAUCCCACGUCACCCCUGCAGAUAAUUGGUUUUGCCUUGCUGGUGGGAUGUGCAAGCCCCUCUGAGUAAUAUUGGGAGCUGCCUUAUAGCAAUUCAGACCAGUCAUCCACCUAGCUCAUUACUGUCUACACUGGCUGGCAACAGCUCUCCCGGGUUUCAGAAUGAGCUCU